CGACGGUAAGAAGAACCAGGAAGCAAGAAGCAAAAACAAACCAUAGAAACAAACAAACCUCGCCGCGGAGAGCUAACGCGAGUUGGGCUCGCGAAGCAAAGUGUCUCAUUUACGGUGGACAACACAUAUUUUGUUUUAUGUACAGGACGUAGGAGAUAGUGUUUACAGACUACAAAGAAUACUAAAAGAUUGCCGAGAAAGUGAGUAACCAAACCACUCUAAUUGAUUUUGCACGAUGACAUGUCAGGAAACAAAGUGAUAAAACCGGGACACCCUCAGAUUACAGGCUUCAAAGGGCCGACGUUAGCAGGAUACUAAGUGCGACUGUAACCCUCCGAGGAUGGUGCACAUUGGUGUGUGGCGCGUGAGAGCUCAACUGAAUGUCGCCAUACUGGUUUUCUGCUGCCUCCUGGUGCCCUCAACCACACAUGCCUACAUCUAUGCUCACUAUAGCAAUAUGACCUCCAUGUUGUUUGAGGACCUACCUGCCUUGUUUGGAUCUCCGCUUCCCAAGGAAGGGCUAAUGGGAGUUUUGGUGGUGUCCCGCCCACUUAAUGGCUGCACAGCAAUAGAUCCUCCUCCUCCAUUGCCACCAUCAUUUGAUGCUAACACCACCAAAUCCAUUGUUCUCAUCAGACGCUAUGAUUGCAAUUUUGAUAUAAAGGUCUUGCAUGCACAGCAAGCUGGAUAUGAUGCUGCAGUCAUUCACAACAUGUAUUCUGACACUCUGCUCAAUAUGAACUACAGCAAUGACACUAUUGCAGAAGAGAUUGAAAUCUCUUCAGUCUUCACCAGCUACUAUGCCUCCCAAAUUCUCAGGAAUUUUAUAAUUCCAGAACAAGGGGCAUAUGUGAUCCUCAAGCCAGAGUUUUCUUUUCCACUCUCAUACUACCUUAUUCCCUUCACUGGAGUAGUUGGCAUGAUCAUUCUUGUGAUGUUUGUUGUCUUGGUAAUACGAUGUGUGCGAUAUAGAAAAAGGUUGCGGAAAAAUCGUUUGUCCAAAGAACAACUGAAGCGGAUUCCAAUCCACAGGUUCAGUAAAGGGGAUGACUAUGAUCUUUGUGCAAUAUGUUUGGAUGAGUAUGAAGAAGGAGAAAAGCUGCGAGUUUUACCUUGUGCCCAUGCAUAUCACUGCAAGUGUGUCGACCCGUGGCUCACGCAGACCAAGAAGACUUGUCCUGUGUGCAAACAGCGGGUCACUCGAAACAACACUGAGCACUCUGAGUCUGAGUCUGAGGAGGAAACUGGACGUCGGGAGGAGGAAAGAACCACGGGUGAAGCAGAUUCGGAGCGCACUCCUCUUCUUCGGCCCUCCAACCCGGGUUCCCCCUCGGGGAGCCUGGGGGCCUAUUCAGCUACCACCACGACCACUACUGCCCAGUGCCUCGCCUCUCCUGCACACUGCGACUCUCCCAUCUUGGGUUACGAAGGCUUCUCCUCCCCUGAGGAGGAAACGGACUCAGAAAGUGAGGACACGGUAGAGGAAAGGCAUCACACCGAUGACGACACUGCUCAGCUCAUCGGUAGGGAUACAGUGGAGGUCUGAUGGCUGGAACUGGCUACAAUAAGGUUACUUAGAUUUACCUAAAAGGGGGGGGGGGCUCUCUGUCAACAAAUGUGCUGUCACUCUCUAUAGUUUAUUCACCCUGUAAUUUAUAAUAGUAUGCGGAUUUGGGGUUAACUUUCUCGAGGUAUUCUUGCAACAUUUGUUCAUUAGAAAAGAAUCAUUUAUCCGUUAACCAGAGGUUGGCUUGUUGGUGUCAAAGUAAAUGCAGCACAUGCAUUGAUCAGAAAUCCAACAUUUUACCCCUUUAUAUACACACAUUCACUCUCGUGCUCCCUUAUUUGCUUGCAUGCUUUAUUGCAUGCUGUAAUUCCUAACUUGACCACAGCAUAUAUGGGUCUUUGGUUCUCUCUGUAAGGUUAGGGGCAGUUUUAAGACUCUUAAUUCUAUUAUAUAUAUUUUUUUUAAGUCUGAUAGUGCUUUUACACAACUUCAACAAGAAUGAACAGGUGGAUGAGAAAUGUUUGUCUUUAUUUAAUAGUUUAAUCCAUUUUAGGUCUCUUUCUAUGUGUUUUUAAACCUACAUUUCUUUUUUCUUAAAUGUCAGAUUUUUCUCAAAUUCAACGUUAAAUUACACGAAGAUGCAUACAUUUUAUGUUAUACAUUUCUGCUGCUUUCACAUGUUUUAGCGGUACUACGCUCGAGGUCAGUUAAAGAAAAAUAUUUUUAGCUUCAUCCAGUUUGUCAAGUCGAACAAACUCAGGCUUGUAGCAACAAAUGAAAGGUCAGUGCGCAUUGUAAAAGACAUAGUGAGGAUUAAUGGGUUUUAAUCUUACAAAUUUCAUCCGCUUUUUAAGUAAAAUACAGAUUUGUGAAUAUUUAACGAGUACGUUUCCAUUUUUCUACAAAAUCGAAUGACAUGUCAAAUAGUCGGACCCUGGAAAAAGAGAGCGUUGUCUUACAUUGGCCUUGAUGUACAUGUGUCAAUGUAAAUUAAAUGUUUUGAAGCUGAAGGGACAGGAUUCACACUCCUAUGUUUUCCUUAUGUGUAGCCGUGCUAAAUACUGCAGCUUUGAUCUGAAAAUAAUGUGCUCCACAUUUGCUAAAUGGUGACAAACACGGAAAGAGAAAGCCCGUGGUCACACAUGUUCAGUGCGCGUAAUGAUUCAGAUUGUUGGCAUCGUCGCACUCAUCUUGCACCUGAAACUUUGGACAAGCUCAGCGGCUGUCCCACGAGACAGGGUCUCUCUCUCUCUACACUUUAUAAAAAUUAGCUGGGUUGGGUCUGUGCUGUUGAUUUAUAUAUUAAAGAGCAAAACAACCGGGAAACUUGAAAAGUUGAUUCAGCCAACUGUCUCACCACUCCAAGUAAAUGUAAUGUCUAACUUGAUCUAACAUCAUACAUUCACUACUGGAAAUCUUGUUUUUAAUGUUUGACAACCUUACACUAUGGUGUUUUUCCUAGACCAGAUCACGUGAGCCGUGUUUCCUCUUUAUUCAUGUUAUGUUGCUCCACUACGGCCAGAGAAAUAUUAAUUUCAGAAAUGUAAUAUUAUGUUUCUGUAAUCUAUAAUCGCGUGCUCCAGGUGUUUCAAGAAUUGAUUCAUCAAUUAAAAUAACAUGCCCCCACCAUAUCACCUCAGCUUGAACUCUACUCUUACUCAUUCCUACAUUACAUCAGGUAGAUGAUCCAAUGAAACAACCCCACCCCUUCAGAAAAACACGACACAAUGGCAUGUGAUAAUGGAGGAAACACUGCACAGGAUGUAUAUAAAAUUCUGCGUCUGAUGAAUAGUUUUUGGUAAGGUGCAUUUCGAUGUUGGAGAGUAAAACUGCAAAAAACAAUUAUGUUUAUAUUUUACUGCUGAUUGAUUUAAAGACUCAAACUAUUGAGGAUUCAUUUGGAUUUGUUGCAAUAGUCAGUAUUGUAAAAUAGAACUGCCAUUUUCCUAUAUUUGUAGUAUGCUUCUACUCUACUUUUUUUUUUUUUGCUCUAUGUCUCAAUUUAAGGGACUGUUAAAUGACUCAAAUGGAAAAAAUGUAAAACCUAAACUAUCGUGUUUUUCCGUCUUUUAGAAUGUGCCUAGUUUAUAAACUUAACUAAAACAUGUUCGGUGUCAAGUGUGAUUCUGAUGUAUUAGACAAAGGUUUGAGAAGCCGAAUGUCUGAACAGUGGAAAAGUUCUGUUUAACACGGAAAUGGGACUGUGGUGCCAUUUGUUUGUCCAGAUGAGAAAAAUUAAUAACACUCGUUACAAAGACCUAUAGACACAUGAUUCUUUAUAAUAAAGCAAUUAUACAACAA
Molecule: messenger RNA, 3808 nt
Organism: Scophthalmus maximus (turbot)
Lineage: Eukaryota; Metazoa; Chordata; Actinopteri; Pleuronectiformes; Scophthalmidae
Gene: rnf167
Product: ring finger protein 167
Exons: 11
Coding region: 341-1546 (401 amino acids)
Biological process (GO): protein ubiquitination; positive regulation of DNA-templated transcription; ubiquitin-dependent protein catabolic process
Cellular component (GO): nucleoplasm; cytoplasm
Molecular function (GO): ubiquitin protein ligase activity
Source: RefSeq, a predicted model, not a curated record